GCCUGCCCUUCGCCAACCCCGGCGACCCGGUGCACUCCGUGGACAACCUGCUCCGGGAUACUGACGGAGCCGCCGGUGACCACCGUGACCUCCGGAGGUUGGAGCCUCCUCUACAGCUCCCUACCCGGGGUCUCGAAGCUCUACAACCUCGCCGCCGACCCCAAGCAGUCGACCAACGUCAUAGAGACCCACCUGGACGUGGCAUCGGAAUUGCACCAGAAGCUGGUCUACUUCAUGCGCGAAACGGAGGUGCCGAAACGCCUCCUGGACCCGCGACUGGAGCUGAGGAUGUGA
Messenger RNA from Geodia barretti, 294 nucleotides. The record is from the annotation of a GenBank genome assembly. NCBI's taxonomy places the organism in Eukaryota, Metazoa, Porifera, Demospongiae, Tetractinellida, Geodiidae.